AUGUCGUAUAAUCAAAAGUCACCUAUAAAUUUGAGCACGCAUCUUUACAAACGACAAGAUUUUUCUAAUUUGACCAACAAUAACACGUCUAUUAUCGUGAUAAUCUUAGCCGUCGCCGUAAUACUUGGUCUACUAAUUUUCGUAAUACUUUAUCAACGAAAAAGAAACCGUAAUCGUAUAUUUGACUCUCGGUUGAAGCCUUUACAACUUGUUCAAAAUAAACCUUUAUUGAACCAUAAAACACAUAAUAUUAGUAAAAAAGAUAAUUUAAUUAAGAAAAAUCGUCACAGUCUUCCCUCUACUAAGUCUACUAUCACUGCAGAUAUUAGAACAUUUGAAGUAAGAUUGAGUAUGCCAGUAGAAUUGGCUAAACCUAUUAGAGAAUAUUAUCAAACUGAGUCAAAAGU
Messenger RNA from Scutellospora calospora, 407 nucleotides. Lineage: Eukaryota; Fungi; Glomeromycota; Glomeromycetes; Diversisporales; Gigasporaceae. The record is from the annotation of a GenBank genome assembly.